Phoenix dactylifera (date palm) is the source of this 2260-nucleotide messenger RNA. The record is from RefSeq and is a predicted model, not a curated record. NCBI's taxonomy places the organism in Eukaryota, Viridiplantae, Streptophyta, Magnoliopsida, Arecales, Arecaceae.
AACUUGGAUUCGGAGCGGAGUUGACUCGCUCCCACCCCAACAGGCGCCGAGUUUGGGGCGAGAACCACCUUCUCCGGCGAGUAAAAGCUUUCGGAGGGCUCUUUUCCGCCGGUGUCCAGAGAGACGAGAGCCCGGUCCAUGGACAAUUACGUCGUCCCGGUCCCCCCUCGGGAAAACUCUAGACCUCUUCCCAGGCCUGGAUGGAAGCGAAGUGCUCCAGAACUGGAUGGAAGGAUCUCUUCCAGGUACCGCCACGAAGCUUCUCAGCUUCUUCUUGAUUCGUACGCCGAGAUUAGGGCUUUUGAUCAUAAUUACAGUAAUGGGUCUGAUAGCUGUCCGACUCAUAUGGCUCGAAUGGCUAAUGCUUUCAACCAAGAAACGUCAAUAUCUUAUGCGAGGGAAGGAGUUUUAGGACUGGAAUUUGACAUGAAGGGAAUCUAUCUUGCAUCAGUAACAAGAUCAGGAUGUUUAACAGUGCAUGACUUUGAAACUCUCUAUUGUCUAGCAUAUGGUCCAGCAUCAAGUUUCUAUUGGUUCUUGACAGGUUUAUUAGCGGAUGAAGUGAAGCCUUUGCUACAUAUUUCUACAUGUCUGCCAUUAAAUGUUGUUCGAUGGAACCCAGCAAAUCAAGACGAGGUUGCUUGUGCAUCUAGACAAGAUGAUAAAAUUAUGCUUUUUGAUAUCGGUUAUAUUUCAUCUGAACCUGUUGAAGUGUUUGAGAAAGGGAAAUCUAAGUUUUCUCGACACAGCUGUGAACUGUACAAUGGUUUAUCUGAUAUAGCUUUUGCCUCUGCUGACAAGUCAAGGUUGCUUGCAUCUGGCUUAGAUGGUGCCAUCUACAUAUGGGAUAGGCGGCUAAGUAAUCUUCCAUGUCUUGAGCUUACAACUAAUUCACAAAGCCAAAUUAAUAGUAUUGUUUUGGACUUGGAAGACCGGAUUGUAUUUGGGGCAAGCAAACAUGGGACCAUUUAUGCUUGGGAUCUUCGUGGAGGAAGAGCAUCAUUUGCUUUUCAAAGUCAUAAUGAGGUGUAUUAUCCCCUUUUGACAUCUGUGAAGUUACCGUCACUGUUGGGGAAAAUCACAUCUUUAAAGGCACAAUCAAACAUCACGCCAAAGGAAAUUCACUCGAUCAGCUUCAAUCCAUCUUGCUCCUAUCAGUUAGCAUUCCAUCUAGAUGAUGGUUGGUCCGGGGUCUUGAAUAUUGGGAGCCUUAGUGUGACACAUGUGCAUUGUCCUCCUGCUUGGUUGGAUGGCGUGGGCAUGUCCACCAGUCCAAAUUUGAGAAGACCGUCUUGGCUGCCAGCAUGUUCGUAAAGGUGACAAGUAACAACAAUCAGCGCUUUGUGACUGAAGAGAGCAUUUAUAUCUUGAAGAGGACAACUAUUAUGGGAAACGCAGCUAAUGAUUUGUGCAGAUCAUACUAUUUUGGAGAACUCAACAUGGAAAAUCCAUAGGGUAAACUGAUAUCUGAUGUGUUACAGUCUCAUGUCUGCUCAGCUGUCACCAUGCAUGCACACAGUAUUUUGUAGGAAUAUGCUACCUCAAAAGCUCAAUAUAUCUUCUAUGUCCAGAUCUAUGCGGUAGGAUCUUCCUCUGGUCAUGGGAUUUAUCUGCUUGAUUUCUAUCCAGACACAAGCUCCGCAUGCCAUGUAGAUUUUGAGGACGUACAAUGCAUUUCUGGAGAAAGUAGAGGAACCGUCCAAAACAAAUUUGUUCCUCUAUCACAAAAUGUUUUGUCUUGUGCUGCUCAUCCCUGCAAUGGUACCAUCAUAGCAGGAACUAAGCAAUGUUCUUUACUGGUGAUCUCUCAAAAGUCCCACACUCUGGAAGACUAGGACUGUACUAUGUGAAGGCUGGUCAACAUUGUUCAUUGUAGUUGAACUGAGACACUGCGUCAGCGUCAUGUUGGGUAAGCGAGAGCACGCACAUUCACGUUUAAAAGACUACCCAUGUAAACGAACAUGGGGGGAUUAUGAAGACGUAUCCCCUUGUAGGCACCAAGAAAAUUGCUACAUGGAAGGAUGAUGAGCACGCAAACUCUUGCAGGUACCAAUAAAUAUGCAACCUGUCUGUCUUGACUGGAUGAGCUGCUACAUCGUCGAGUCUGGUUGGCAGCAAGGAACAAAUGGACGGUGAUGGACGGUGAUGUUUUUUAUCAAUUUUUUUUUAGGAUCCAAACAUGUAAUUGCAUUUCGCUGUGGGAAUAGCAAUAAAUUAAGAUGGUUUUUUUCUAGCAAUAAUGUGACGAUGCAUGCCUAAA